Recurvomyces mirabilis is the source of this 1284-nucleotide messenger RNA. RefSeq names its product Mitochondrial beta-keto-acyl synthase (gene CEM1). Lineage: Eukaryota; Fungi; Ascomycota; Dothideomycetes; Mycosphaerellales; Teratosphaeriaceae. Gene Ontology annotation, cellular component: mitochondrion. Gene Ontology annotation, molecular function: 3-oxoacyl-[acyl-carrier-protein] synthase activity. The record is from RefSeq and is a predicted model, not a curated record. The transcript has 3 exons. The coding region runs from base 1 to 1284 and encodes 427 amino acids. Gene Ontology annotation, biological process: fatty acid biosynthetic process.
AUGCGCAGGGUGGUUAUCACCGGCCUUGGCGCAAUAACACCAUUGGGUGCUGGCGUCAAGACGACAUGGCGCCGACUACUGGAAUCUGGUGAUGGCAUCGUCUCCACGACCAAGCUCGGCACCGAUUUCACCUCCCUGCCUAGUCAAGUUGCCGGACUCGUACCAUUAGGAAGUCGUAGUGAUGGCCGCUGGCAAGCCAAAGACUGGUUGCCAGCAAGUGAAGAACGACAGAUGGCGCUAUUUGCACAGUAUGCUAUAGCGUCUGCUCACGAGGCCCUUGAAGACGCUGGGUGGCAUCCUACGGCGCAAGCGGAUCUGGAAGCUACGGGCGUGACCAUUGGAUCCGGUAUAGGCAAUCUUGAUGAGGCAUACAAUACGUCUGUAGCUUUCAGUCAUGGUGGUUAUCGAAAGGUAUCUCCGCUGUUCGUGCCAAGGCUGCUGAUCAACCUUGCCGCUGGACAUGUCUCGAUACGCUAUGGCUUCAAGGGACCUAACCAUGCGGCAACUACAGCAUGCACGACCGGUGUACACGCUAUCGGCGAUGCCUCACGGCUUAUUGCUUUCGGCGAUGCAGAUGUCAUGGUAGCAGGAGGAGCGGAGUCUUGCAUUCAUCCUUUGGCCAUCGCAGGCUUUGCUAGAGCACGUAGCCUGGCGACAGCCUGGAACGAUAAACCGUCUGCUUCUUCAAGACCCUUUGAUACAAACAGGGCUGGCUUUGUGAUUGGCGAAGGUGCUGGUAUCAUGGUGCUUGAGGAACUCGAACAUGCAAAAGCUCGCAAGGCCAACAUAUAUGCAGAGAUCAGGGGCUACGGCCUUUCAUCCGAUGCGUAUCAUAUGACUGCGCCCAGGGAAGAUGGAGAAGGUGCCUUCCUCGCUAUGCGUCACGCCCUUCGUCACGCUCAAGCUAAACCUGCUGAUGUCGACUACAUCAAUGCUCAUGCUACUUCGACUGUGCUAGGGGACGCUGCUGAAAACAGAGCCAUCAAAAGAUUACUUCUUGGCCCGGAUGGUAAGAGCUCAGCAUCUCAGAUCAAUGUCAGUAGUACGAAAGGCGCAAUAGGUCAUCUACUUGGCGCAGCAGGAGCGGUCGAGGCGCUUUUUACUACUCUUGCUAUACACCGUAACGUGCUGCCUCCUACCCUGAACCUGGAGAACACUUCGGAGGACUUCGACUGCAACUAUGUGCCCAAAACGGCUCAACAACACGCAGUUGAUCUUGCAAUAAGCAACAGCUUUGGCUUCGGUGGCACAAAUGCGAGCCUGUGUCUUGGAGCAUAUCGAUGA